AUGGCAUACCAGCUGUUUACAAAGAAUCAGACAAGGCAAGCGACUUCUUCGCCGUCGCUCUCUCCUCCUCCGACCAAUCGUCACCCCAUGCGGCCUCCUAUCCAUCCUCCUCCAGUACAGCCGCCUCAAUCAGCCGUCGCAAACACGCCUGGCCCAAAACAUUCAAAAGAAGAGAUCUUUGUCCCAUAUCCUCAUGACAUUCCAGCUGGUGUGGCGACAAAACACCCCCAUAUAACUGUCGAGAAAGUCAGCACCGCGCAUAUCCCUUCCCUGACGCGGAUCACGGGUUUACUCCUUCCCAUCCGCUACCCAAACUCGUUCUACACAGCGAUCAUAACCGAUCCGGUGAUCGCUUCUAUUUCGCGGGUUGCUAUUUACCAUGAUCACCCUGUUGCUGCAGCCCCGGGGUCCGGCGCAUCUGCCGGGACGGACAAGGUGAUAGGGGGCAUUCGGUGUCGGCUAGAGCGAAUCCGGCAGGCAGAGGACUCGAUCAAAGAGGCCAAAAUACAAGGGAAUGGAUGUCCCACGAAUCUCUACAUUCAGACUCUACAUCUUCUCUCGCCAUACCGGGGCCGUGGCGUGGCAGCAUCACUGUUGAAUUCGCUUCUAUUUGCAUCGUCACCGGACGGCAAUGGCAACGACUCAUACCGGGUAUCCGAGCUCGUCAGGCACUACAAUAUCUGCUCUGUCACAGCACAUGUCCAUGAGGCAAACGAAGAGGGGUUGGAAUGGUAUAUUGCACGUGGGUUCAAGAUUGACGGUGAUGUAGCCGAAUACUAUCGGCGAUUGAAGCCGUCGGGUGCGAAGAUCGUACGACUAGAUUUAAACAGGAAUGAGAAAGAUGAAUCAUCUGGUCCGACAGAAAGCAAUUCUCAGACUACAGAUUCUCCCGGUGAAGUAGAAGACGAAGACUGGGAGAAGGUGGAGGCGGAGGAUGGCGAAGAAGGUGACCAUGGAAUACAGCAUUUGAACGAAUCGCAAGUCCUUGUAUAUCAGGAUGCGCCUUCGCGCAAGCGCAAGGCUGAAUAUGAUGACCACAAGCCUCACCUCGAGUGA
Penicillium roqueforti is the source of this 1056-nucleotide messenger RNA. Its product is annotated as GNAT family N-acetyltransferase. The record is from RefSeq and is a predicted model, not a curated record. Gene Ontology annotation, molecular function: acyltransferase activity, transferring groups other than amino-acyl groups. Gene Ontology annotation, biological process: mitotic sister chromatid cohesion. The coding region runs from base 1 to 1056 and encodes 351 amino acids. Lineage: Eukaryota; Fungi; Ascomycota; Eurotiomycetes; Eurotiales; Aspergillaceae. The transcript has a single exon. Gene Ontology annotation, cellular component: NatA complex.